AAGCGUUACGCGACCGCACCGGGUUAUUGCAUUCUACUUCAUUGAGUUAAAUUUGUGGCCUAUAUUCUUCCACAAACAAACUGUCGUAAUUUCUUGAUCUGACGUGGUUAAAUUCGGUCUUUAAGACUGACAUAUGGUGACGGUUGGGCCGAUAAACAGACUGUUGUGAAGUGAGAAGAGACUUUCCCAGCCCAACGUGAUUUGCAUCAUCUUGUAUUUCCUUAGCGAUUGUUGUUCAUGACGACAUUAUAUUCCUCGUCUCAGGAAAAACAUAGAUAAGUUUAAAAUGAACAGUGUUGGCGCAAACUGCAAUGAGCUUAAGCAAGAGUAUGAUGCUUGCUUUAAUGUCUGGUUUUCAACCCAAUUUCUAAAAGGCAACAACAGUGAAAGGAUGUGUGCACCUCUCUUUAAGGAGUACACCGAAUGUGUCAAAGAAGCCAUCAAAGAGCAGAAAAUUGACAUGAAAGAAAUUGAGAAAAAUGUUCUGAAUACUGAAGAGGAGCAGAAAAAGCCUACAGGCCAGAGAUGAAUUUUAACAGUACCCUCAAGAAAUUUCUGCGCUGCUUCACAUUCCAGCAUUUCUGCAGCAACCCUAUUUCAUUAGGCACGGUUGCCAAUUAUUGUACAGUUCGUUCUCAUUCUCAAGUAUGAAACCAUGGGGAUCACCUCUUGAUUCAACCCUGCCACCCUCUCUCUCGUCCUUUUUUAAUUGUGCAAAAAUAUUGCAAUUUCAGGUGUAUUUCCUUUGUUUGUCAUUUCCGUUAUCGACAUUAAGUUUAUGAAGUUAAAGUUUUAUUAUUAUAAUAAAUAGGCUAUUGCAAGCUUA
Molecule: messenger RNA, 826 nt
Organism: Thrips palmi
Lineage: Eukaryota; Metazoa; Arthropoda; Insecta; Thysanoptera; Thripidae
Product: TP53-regulated inhibitor of apoptosis 1-like
Exons: 3
Coding region: 287-529 (80 amino acids)
Source: RefSeq, a predicted model, not a curated record